GCCUCGGCCGGGGGAGGCGGCCCGCGGGCAGGGGCCGCGCGAUGUCGCACGGAGCCGGGCUCGUCCGCACCACGUGCAGCAGCGGCAGCGCCCCGGGAGCCGGGGCCGGCGCGGGGCCGCUGGGCGCCAGCUCCGCGGAGGGGCUGCUGGACCCCGUGUACCCCCGCACCCAGGCGGCGCUGCUGAAAGUGGCGCAGAUGGUCGUGCUGCUGAUGGCGUUCAUCUGCGUGAGGUGCUCCGUGUGGACCAGCUACAGUGCCUACAGCUACUUUGAAGUGGUCACCAUCUGCAACCUAAUCAUGAUCCUCACCUUCUACCUGGUCCACCUCUUCCGCCUGUACCGCAUGCUCACCUGCAUCAGCUGGCCCCUGUCGGAACUCCUGCACUAUUUAAUCGGUACGCUGCUCCUCCUAAUCGCGUCCAUCGUGGCAGCUUCCAAGAGUUACAGCCAGAGUGGCCUGGUGGCUGGAGCGAUCUUCGGUUUCCUGGCCACCUUCCUCUGCCUGGCGAGCGUGUGGCUGUCCUACAAGAUCUCGUGCAUGACCCAGUCAACAGAUGCCGCCGUCUGAUGCGGUCACAGCCCCCCGGCCCUGCAGGAGGCCCUGCAGGAGGCCCUGCAGGACGUGUGACCCCGCGGACGGAGGGUCCUGAGCCAGCGGCCGCAGGAGAGACCGGGUCCUCGGACCGGUGGGCGCAGGAGGGGCCCUUCCCCCGGCUCCUGAGCGGCUCCAGCCUCUCUGCAGCCUUCCGCACGUCCUCUGAGAAUAUUCCUCUCGUCUGGGGAAGAAAUGCAGCCUCCCGGGAAAUCUGAUCUCUCCCUCCUGCUUUAGAACCGCCUCAGGGACUGAUCUCUACACCGCCCCCCACCCCCCUUUAGGUGAUGGGGGUGGUUCUGAAUCCUCCUGCGAAACCUGCCCCUCCCCCCAGCACUCGGGGAGGGGCGCUGCCUUAAGUCCUCUUAGGAAAACACAGCCACCUCCUAAUUUAUCUCGCUUGGAAAUCUGGUCUUGAAGGUACCCUCUUUCUUAAAGUGAGGCCUUGGGAGCACCGUGCGGUCUGCCUGCCCCAAAUAGGAGAUCUCACGGCUCCUUUCCUGUUACCAUUGUGUACGUUACGUGUAUGUGUGUUUUUUAAUAAAAUGUUGGC
This is a messenger RNA of Hippopotamus amphibius kiboko, 1146 nucleotides long. It is a transcript of the gene CMTM7, whose product is annotated as CKLF like MARVEL transmembrane domain containing 7. Lineage: Eukaryota; Metazoa; Chordata; Mammalia; Artiodactyla; Hippopotamidae. The coding region runs from base 42 to 569 and encodes 175 amino acids. Gene Ontology annotation, cellular component: membrane. The record is from RefSeq and is a predicted model, not a curated record. The transcript has 5 exons.